Molecule: messenger RNA, 954 nt
Organism: Lathyrus oleraceus (garden pea)
Lineage: Eukaryota; Viridiplantae; Streptophyta; Magnoliopsida; Fabales; Fabaceae
Exons: 4
Coding region: 83-835 (250 amino acids)
Source: RefSeq, a predicted model, not a curated record
ACCAUAUUUACUAAAACAUUUCAUCCUUGUCUCUUUUUCUCUUCAAGUUUUUGUCUAAAAUCAACUUUCAACACAUUUGCAAAUGGAUAUGAUGUUUGUUCCGUGGUUAGAAAAAUUGCUAUCCAUUACUACAUUUUUUACCGUAUGUAAGAUGCAUCCAGACGAGCCAAAAAAUGAGUGUAACAUGUUUUGUCUCGAGUGCAAUGACAAUCCGUUUUGUGGUUCUUGCAUAGCGUCUGAUCACAAAGAUCAUCAUGUGAUCCAAAUUCGAAGGUCGUCUUAUAAUGAGGCAAUUAAGACCAGCGAUAUAUAUAAGCUCGUUGACAUCCUUGGAAUACAAACAUACAUAAUAAACAGUUUUACUGUAGUAUUCAUUAACAAGAGAGAUCGUAGCCAACCGAAGAGGAACAAUGUUGGUAAAUUUGGUUACAUGAGCGAUUCUCUUUGUAAGAUUUGUAAAAAAAGUCUAGUGGAUCCUACUUACUUCUGCUCUUUGGCGUGUAAGUUUGCAUCAAUAAAAAAGGAUGGAGGCUUUUCCGUAAGUGCCAAAGAGAAGAAAGAAUUGGAAGCUUUGUUAGAAAAAUCGAUCAAGGCAACACUAUCAAAAGAGAAGGCAAGCAAAUCGAGCAAACAAAAUCAAAAACGAAAACUAGAUGAAGCAGGCGUUGCUGAAGAAAAUGAUCAAGAGAAAGAGGAAAAAGAAGAAGAUACAAAAAAUGUUGGAGAAGAUGACAACAACAAAGAAAGUGUGAUUCCGGUCAAUCCUCCACCAAUUUCAAAACGCAAGCCUAAUUCAAGGAGAAAAGGAAUACCUCAUAGGGCACCCUUUUUUUAAGGCCGCUAUCAAAAAAUAUAAAUAAAUUUAAAUAAUAUCAUGUCAUAGAUUUCUUCUGAUUGACAUUUAUGCUAUCGUGAUAAUAAAUUUUUUAUGAAUAUUUGAUUAGUUCAAUAAUA